Saccharomycodes ludwigii is the source of this 1299-nucleotide messenger RNA. RefSeq names its product Ett1p (gene ETT1). The transcript has a single exon. Gene Ontology annotation, molecular function: protein binding. Lineage: Eukaryota; Fungi; Ascomycota; Saccharomycetes; Saccharomycodales; Saccharomycodaceae. The record is from RefSeq and is a predicted model, not a curated record. Gene Ontology annotation, biological process: translational termination; positive regulation of SREBP signaling pathway; positive regulation of cellular response to hypoxia. Bases 1 to 1299 code for a protein of 432 amino acids. Gene Ontology annotation, cellular component: nucleus.
AUGGCUAAAAGACCAUUGGGUUUAGGUAAAUCAGCACAACAAAAAAUAAAAAAACAAAAAGCGCAAGCUACCAAUGACAAUACUUCAACAGCAGAUGAACCUACUCAGAUUCAAAUCCAAUUAGAUUCAAAUGCAGAUUUAGAUGAUGAAUUAACACAACUAAAUGGGUUGUGGAAUUCUUAUGUUGAUUCCGAAAGAGACGACGAAUUAAUUUUAAAUGGUAUUAUCCAUGAAUGUGAUAGAUUAUUACGUUCUGAACAACAAAAGGAAAAAAAGAGCGAUACUAAGCCUAUAGUAUUAACCGAUAUCUUUCAUUCUAUAUACGCAUUGGCCUUGAGUGAAUUGACUAUCUUCAAGUCCGAAGAAGACGACGAAAAGAAAAGAUUCAAAUUAAUUGCUGAUUUCUUUGAUUCAGCUCUAGAAAGAGUUCAAUUAGGUUUAGAAAAAUAUCCCGAUUCAUCAUUGUUGAGAUUGACGGAAAGUAAAAUUAUUUUCCAAAGAAUACCAUUAGAAUACAUUGCUCAGCUGAACACCGGUUCCAAAAAUAAAAAAACUAUUCCAGACAUAAAAAAGCUUUUAAAACGUGGGGAACAGGUAUUCGAUAUUGAUAAUAUUGAACCAAAAUACUUUGAUCUUGCCUUUCAAAUCUUGCAAAGUUUUAAUGAUUGUUUGGACAUUAUUGAGAAUUUCGGUCACGAAUCUGAAAUAGAGGAAGGUUUGGAUAGUGAUGUGGAUGAAGAUUUAGAAGAGAUUGAAUUGGAUGAAUCACAUCCUUUGUAUGAGGUUAAGAAACAACUGGAUGAACACUAUCAAUGGUUGCGUGAAAAACUGGAACAAUUAUUUUUGAAAAUAGAAAAAGAACUUGAAAAGGAAACAGAAGAAAAGGAUGAUAGAGAAAAAAUUACAUCUUUAUACGCCUCUGUUGCCAAGACCAUCGGUGAAUUAUAUUUGAAAGCUGCAGAAAUUUACUCUCACAUCUUUACUGCAUUGGCAUAUGAAGAUGAUGCACCAAAGGAUAUUGAUGGUUUUGACUUGAAAACUUCUCAAAAAAAGGCUUUGGAACUUACCAGUAAAGCAGUGAAUUACUUUGAAAAGGCUGUUAAAAAGGAUGAUCCGCAAACUUGGGUUGAUCACGCUGAAGCUAUAAUUGACUUGGGUAAUUUAUAUGAUUACAAAUCUGAAGACCAAGAAAGUUCAUACGCUAAGGCUGAAAGUUUGUUGGAAAAAGCUAACAAAGCUACGAACGGCAAAUAUAAAGACGUUUUAGAUAAGUUGUUGAGUAACGAUGAUGAUGAGUGA